This is a messenger RNA of Aspergillus ochraceoroseus IBT 24754, 1317 nucleotides long. RefSeq names its product protein pex26 (gene pex26). Bases 1 to 1317 code for a protein of 438 amino acids. The transcript has 2 exons. Lineage: Eukaryota; Fungi; Ascomycota; Eurotiomycetes; Eurotiales; Aspergillaceae. The record is from RefSeq and is a predicted model, not a curated record.
AUGGCCGACGAUGGAUCCUAUCUGUCGGCGUCCACACCCUUACUGUCCCCCUCGAAGUUGUGCUCCAAAACCUACAAAAAAGCCUCCAACCUCUUCUUGACUCGUCGCUUACAAGAAGCUCUCGUGGCCCUCGAGCCUGUAAUUACUGUGACCCGCGGGAAUGACGACCAAGAAGUCAUUGGUGAUGAGUCGCUGCCACCAAUUGCUACAGUCUCCACCACCUGGCGCAUCAAGGUGUGGAAUUUAUACAUUACACUUCUCAGCUCUAUCAUCGACCUAGGCCCAGAAGAUGGCAAGGCGACAAUUGGACAGAAAGAAUGGAAGGCCAUCUCGACGCAAGUUCGCGACGGUGGAAUAUGGGAGAUGGUCGUCCAGAUUGGCUACCAAGGACGAGAGGGCUUGGUAGACGCAGAGGUCGUCUAUAAUUUAGGAACUCUACUACUCAACCACUCGCCUUCGCAAGCCGUCAACCAGCAACGACUUGAAACCUACCUCUCUUCAUAUGGCCAGCCGCACCUAGAUAUCGAAGAACAUCUGCAGAAUUCCCCCACCAGCUCUCAAAGGCCUCGGGCUCGACCUCACAAUGGAACCGAUACACCGAAGGAGUUAAAUGCACGAGUGCGGCUAAUCGAAUUGUUCACCCUUCAUGUUCUCCCACGGAACGAAGAGUGGGAUUAUGCGCGCGAGUUCAUCAACCUCAGCGAAUUUCUAGAUGAGGAGCGGAAGGAGAUCUUCUUACAGACGCUGGACGGGCUCCAAGAAGAGAAAGAGCAGGGCAAACUACGCGCAGCGGCACUGCAACGAGAGAAAGAUGCGGAGUUGGAUAAGCAAGUACGCGAAGCCGAACGUCAAAGAGCGGAGGAAGCCGCCGCCGCGGAGCGAGCAGCUCAACAGAAGAGCCCGAAACGCGGUGGCAGCGAGGUGGACUAUGGCGUCGAGAAAACCAAUGCAAAUGGUGGUAGUGUCCGGGGGAAGAAAAGUUUGGAGAAGAGUGCUGGCAGCAAAGCUGGAAACUCAUCCUCACGACCAGCCUUCUCCCCGCCCGGCUCGAAGAAUCUCAAGAAGCCCGAGAAGCCCGAGACUCGAGCCAGACAAUCGCAAGCACUCGCAACGGUGCUUCGCAACUUAGUGCGGUAUCUAGGGAAAUCUAUUUCCAACAAUCCACUGUGGUUCAUCCGAUCAUUGUUGUUCAUCCUGGGGAUUAUUUUCGCCCUCAACCGACCUAACAUUCGGGAACGCAUCCGGAGAAUCACAGGGUCUGGAUGGGAUAAAGUCAAGGGGACAGUUGGGAUGGGUGUGAAGGUGAGCUAUAUCUGA